AUGCAAAAAGUUUUCCAACUCUUAGAACAAUACAAUCAAGAUUUUCUACUAGAGUAUUUUAAAAAGUGUCCAUCAUUUGAUUUUAAUAAUUUAAAUGUUAACGAUUUAGAACAUUAUUUACAAAAUUUGAACAAAUUCAAAAAUGAAGAUAAAGAAAAGAAAGAAUAUUUAAUAUCUCCACCUGAACUUAUUGAUGUUGAUAGUAUUUAUAAUUGUAAUAAACCACCAAAUGGAAGUAUAUUUAUUAAUACAUACAAAAAAGAAAAUUUAUGUAAUGAGUUAAAAGAAAUAGGUAUAGAGAUUAUUAGAAAAAAUGAAGUUUCUGUUUUAUUCUUAGCUGGAGGAUUAGGAUCUCGCCUUGGAUUAAAUAAUCCUAAAGGUUUAUUAGAAGUUACUCCUUUGAUGAAUAAAACGUUUUUACAAUAUUUUUUUGAGCAAAUUAUAUUUUUACAGGAAUAUUGUUCACUCUAUGAAAAACACGAAUAUCUUAAUAAAAUGAAUGAGUACCAUACAUUAAACAAAAAUGAUAAUAUUAAAAAGGGCAUAAAUAAUAAUAUACAUAAUAAUAAUAAUAUUAAUGAUAUUUAUAAUGAUAAUAUAAGUGAACAUAACAGAUCAUCUAUUAUAAAUGUAAACGAUAUAAAAGCCUCAAAAUUUAAAAAAUAUAAUAUAAAUUUGGAUAUACAUGAAUUUAAAAAUCAAGAAAAAAAAAAACCAAUCAUUUACAUUUAUAUUAUGACCUCAAAUUUUACCCAUGAUAAUAUAGUGAAAUAUUUACAAAAUAAUAAUUUUUUUGGUUUGAAAAAGGAACAAGUAAUAUUUUUUAAACAGUGUGAUAAUUUUUCAACAGAUUUGAAUUAUAAUUUACUUUUAUCAAGUCCAGAAGUCUUUUUAGAAAAUCCUGGAGGAAAUGGAUGUAUUUUUAAAGCUUUAGAUAGAUAUAAUAUAAUUGAUCAUAUGAUAAAAGAAAAUAUUAAAUAUAUUCAAAUUGUAAGUAUUGAUAAUAUAUUAAAUAAAAUAGCAGACCCAAUACUAAUAGGAUUUUGCUCAUUCUUCAAUUGCGAUAUAGCUAAUAAAUCCGUCCAAAAGAAAGAUAAUGAAUCGAUGGGUGUUUUUUGUUUAAAAGAAAAAGUAAAAAAUAAAAUAAAAAAAUAUAAUCAAAGAAAUAAAGACAGUAUAUUUAAAAAUGAUAAUACAUUUUCUGUAUGUGAAUAUACUGAAUUAAAUGAUUCCAUUUUAAAUAAUAAAGAAUUAUUUAAAUAUGGGAAUAUAUGUCAUCAUAUAAUUACACUAGAUUUUUUAAAACACAUUGUAAAAAAUAAAAUAUAUAAUAAAUUAAAAUUACAUAAAAUAAUAAGGAAAAAAGAUUAUGUUGAUAUUAAAUCGUUAAUUAAGGAUAAUAAUGAACACCUAAUUAAUUCUACAGUUUUUUGUUAUGAAUAUUUCAUUUUUGAUAUUUUUAAAUAUGCUCGUAAUAUCUUAUCCAUAGAAGUUAAUAGGCAUAAGGAAUUUUAUCCAAUAAAAAAUAAAAAUAACGACUACGGAAUAUUAAAUGCCCAAAAAGCAUUAAGUAAUUUACAUAAAUCUUGGCUGCAAUAUAAAAAUAUUAAUAUUAUUGAUAAUAAAAAUGAAGAAAAAAAUUUCUGUGAAAUAUCUCCGCUUGUUUCUUAUGAUGGAACAUUCUUUUUUGACUUACCACAACAGAAGGAUAUAAAUCUUCCAUAUAUUUUGGAAAGAAAUAUUAAUUCAUAA
Messenger RNA from Plasmodium adleri (nom. inval.), 1752 nucleotides. Its product is annotated as UDP-N-acetylglucosamine pyrophosphorylase, putative. Gene Ontology annotation, biological process: UDP-N-acetylglucosamine biosynthetic process. The record is from RefSeq and is a predicted model, not a curated record. Lineage: Eukaryota; Apicomplexa; Aconoidasida; Haemosporida; Plasmodiidae. The coding region runs from base 1 to 1752 and encodes 583 amino acids. Gene Ontology annotation, molecular function: UDP-N-acetylglucosamine diphosphorylase activity. The transcript has a single exon.